This is a messenger RNA of Perognathus longimembris pacificus (Pacific pocket mouse), 2951 nucleotides long. It is a transcript of the gene Iws1, whose product is annotated as interacts with SUPT6H, CTD assembly factor 1. The coding region runs from base 140 to 2677 and encodes 845 amino acids. The transcript is spliced from 14 exons. Gene Ontology annotation, cellular component: nucleus. NCBI's taxonomy places the organism in Eukaryota, Metazoa, Chordata, Mammalia, Rodentia, Heteromyidae. The record is from RefSeq and is a predicted model, not a curated record. Gene Ontology annotation, biological process: poly(A)+ mRNA export from nucleus.
GUUCUCGGCACCGUCGGAACUCUCUGACCAGGCAGGAUUUGUGUGAGCGCCGGCCGCCGUGCGGAGGGUCACACGGUCGGGAAGGACGCGCCGAGGGCGGCGCGGGGCGCGGACACUCCCCGCCGAGAGCCCGCCCGCCAUGGACUCGGAAUACUACCGCGGCGACCAGUCAGAUGAUGGUGGUGCUACUCCAGUACAGGAUGAGCGAGAUUCAGGAUCAGAUGGUGAGGACGAUGUAAACGAGCAGCCCUCCGGAUCAGACACUGGAAGUGUAGAACGGCAUUCAGAGAAUGAGCCUAGUGAUGGAGAAGAUGGCCUGACCAAAAGACAUCACGUGACAGACUCUGAGAAUGACGAGACUUCAAAUCUUAAUGCUAGUGAUUCGGAGAGUGAGGAGCUGCACAGGCCCAAGGACAGUGACUCCGAAUCUGAGGAGCGAGCAGAGCCUCCUGCAAGUGACUCUGAAAAUGAGGAUGUCCAUCAGCAUGGGAGUGACUCUGAGGGUGAGGCACCCCAGAAAUUACCUGGGAGUGACUCUGAAAACGAAGAGCUCCUUAAUGGGCAUGCAAGUGACUCUGAAAACGAAGAUGUUCAAAAGCAUGUUGCCAGCGAUUCUGAGAUAGAAGAGCUCCAGAAGAGUCCUACCAGUGAUUCUGAAACGGAAGAUGCUCUAAAGCCUCAAGUCAGUGACUCUGAGAGUGAAGAGCCCCGCAAGCCCCAAGCCAGUGACUCAGAAAAUGAAGAGCCUCCCAAACCUCAGACGAGUGAUUCAGAAAGUGAAGAGCUUCCAAAACCCCCCCAGAUCAGUGACUCAGAAAGUGAAGAUCCCCCAAAGCACCAGGCCAGUGACUCCGAAAAUGAGGAGCUCCCCAAGCCCCGCAUCAGUGACUCAGAAAGUGAGGACCCCCCAAGGCAUCAGGCCAGUGACUCUGAGAAUGAAGAGCUUCCAAAACCCCGUAUCAGUGACUCAGAAAGUGAGGACCCCCCAAGGCAACAGGCCAGUGAUUCAGAGAACGAAGAGCUCCCCAAACCCCGAAUUAGUGACUCAGAAAGUGAGGGCCCCCCACGGCAUCAAGCCAGUGACUCAGAGAAUGAGGAGCUCCCCAAGCCCCAAGUUAGUGACUCUGAGAGUGAGGAGCCUCAGAAGGGUCCUGCUAGUGACUCAGAAGCUGAGGAUGCCCCAAGACACCAGCAGAAGCCAGGAUCUGAUGACAGUGAAGGGGAGAAUAAGGAAGAGGGUACAGGAACGCAGAACAGUUCCUUUCAUUCAGAUACCCAUACAGACAGAAAAGGAUUUCAUAGCUCCGACAGUGAGGAAGAAGAAGCCAAGGGGCACAAAGUGGACAGUGACGACGAUGAAGAAAAAGAGGGUGAAGAGGAGAAAGUCGCAAAGCGAAAAGCUGCUGUACUUUCUGAUAGUGAGGAUGAAGAGAAAGCAUUAGCAGCAAAGAAGAGUCGUGUUGUAUCUGAUGCUGAUGACUCUGACAGCGAUGCUAUGUCAGACAAGUCAAGCAAAAGAGAGAAGACUGUAGCAUCUGACAGUGAAGAGGAAGCAGGGAAAGACUUAUCUGAUAAGAAAAAUGAAGAAAAGGAUCUGUUUGGGAGUGAUAGUGAAUCAGGCAAUGAAGAAGAAAAUCUUAUUGCAGACAUAUUUGGAGAGUCUGGUGAUGAAGAAGAAGAAGAAUUUACAGGUUUUAACCAAGAAGAUUUAGAGGAGGAAAAAGGUGAAACACAUGUAAAAGAAGAAGACUCCGAUUCGGAUGAUAACAUAAAAAGAGGAAAACACAUGGACUUUCUGUCAGAUUUUGAGAUGAUGCUGCAGCGGAAAAAGAGUAUGAGUGGCAAGCGCAGACGUAAUCGUGAUGGUGGCACCUUUAUUAGUGACGCAGAUGAUGUUGUGAGUGCCAUGAUUGUCAAAAUGAAUGAAGCUGCUGAGGAAGACAGACAGUUAAAUAAUCAAAAAAAACCAGCACUGAAGAAACUAACUUUAUUGCCUACUGUGGUUAUGCACCUUAAGAAGCAGGACCUUAAAGAAACAUUUAUUGAUAGUGGUGUGAUGUCUGCCAUCAAAGAAUGGCUCUCACCUCUACCAGAUAGAAGUUUGCCAGCUCUGAAGAUCCGGGAAGAGCUGCUGAAAAUUCUACAAGAGCUACCUAGUGUGAGCCAGGAGACCCUGAAGCAUAGUGGGAUUGGACGAGCAGUGAUGUAUCUCUAUAAACACCCCAAGGAAUCAAGGUCCAACAAAGACAUGGCAGGGAAAUUAAUCAAUGAAUGGUCUCGGCCGAUAUUUGGUCUUACCUCAAACUACAAAGGAAUGACAAGAGAAGAAAGGGAGCAGAGGGAUCUAGAGCAAAUGCCUCAAAGACGAAGGAUGAGCAGCACUGGCGGUCAGACACCCCGAAGGGAUCUGGAGAAGGUGCUGACAGGAGAGGAGAAGGCUCUUAGACCUGGAGACCCUGGAUUCUGUGCCCGGGCAAGAGUCCCAAUGCCCUCAAAUAAGGACUAUGUCGUCAGGCCCAAGUGGAAUGUGGAAAUGGAAUCAUCCAGGCUAGGUAUUCAUAAAAAAGGCCUAAGUCGAUUGGAAAAACAUAAGAGGCGAUUUGCGGAACAGAAGCGACUCAGCAAAGUGCACCGUGCUGUCAAGUUCAGCAUCGAAGGCAACAGAAUGCCUUUAUAGUCCUGGCUCUCUAGUGUAUCCAAGAGGUAUCCCCAAGGAAGCAUGGGCUAUGCAUGGACUUGAAUUGUUAGUAGAGUAGAAAUGUGUGUGUGUGUGUGUGUGUGUGUGUGUGUGUGUGAACCAGAAGAAGCCUGGCAUACCUUUUGUUUCUUAAAUAAUGACCCCAGCAGGCAUCCUUGGUCAUUCAGGACUCUUGGAUCUUUGGAAGUUGAUAUGGAAAUCCUUUCCUUUGUCAGUACCACAGAGAAUAAUAGAUCACUUCCCUUACAGGCUU